ACAAAUGUUUCAUUUUGUAUUUGGCAAAAAUAAAAAGCUGGCAAAAAAACCAAAGCCUUGGAGUAUUAACCUUCUCUUGGAACUUGCGCGAAGUGGUUGGGUUAAAAUUAAAAAUGAGGUUAUGCAAAAAUUUGGUUUAACAUGCAAAGAUGUUGAAUAUCUAACUGUAAUUGACUUAUUAGACAAUCUUAUUCCAGCUACACUUGAUGUAUAUGCAGUUUUAUUUCGCUCAGGUUCAUUUGAAGAAUAUGUGGAAACUGUGUUUCGUAUUUGGACAUUUGCUUUACGUUGGAAAAGAAAAAAUUAUAAUAAAGCGCCUCUUAUAUUUUUAUCAGAUUUAUUUUAUUGGCAAGAUAACCAUCACCCAUUUGCUGAUGCAAUUAAAAAUUAUUUACCAUGUUUUAAUGACUAUUACGUUGAAAACACUCAUAGCCUAAUAAGAGCAAAUACAUCUUCAAAUGCUACAGCUGAAACCAUUAUAAAACAGGCUUAUGUUAUUGGUAUAAUAAAUAUAAUAAUAUUAAUUUUUCAUUACAUAUUAUUUGUUACUUAUUCCUAACAAUUUAAAUAGCGGAUCAUGAUCCUAUCUUUAAAGAUACAUUUCGCAAAACUCGCAAUUAUUCGUACAAUCUAUCUACACUUAAAUUCCUGUCUGAUAAGACCAGUCUCUUCCUACUUAAUUACUUCCGUAAUAUAUUUCAUAACCAAAAUAAUAGCACUCCCUUGUACAAUAAUACAAGAAAAAAAGAAAAAAAAUUAAGAGGAUACAAAC
This is a messenger RNA of Rhizophagus irregularis DAOM 181602=DAOM 197198, 772 nucleotides long. NCBI's taxonomy places the organism in Eukaryota, Fungi, Glomeromycota, Glomeromycetes, Glomerales, Glomeraceae. The record is from RefSeq and is a predicted model, not a curated record.